UGGCUAUAGCUUUAAAGUGAAAAAUUGGCUGUGAUGGCAGGAGGCCCCCCUAGCAUCAAGGAGGAGAUGGAAACAUCCAUGGCUGAAGAACUGGUUCCUGAAAGCUAUAUGCAAAGCCAAGAGCACCUGGUGAUAGCAGAAAUGAUGGCACGUGGAUCCCAGUCCCUGGGUACCUCUCAGCGGCUACAAAAGUUGGAUCCAAAGGCUGCUGGCUCCGGUUCACGUCAACUGGCUUGGAAUAUGACUGCCACCCGGCCCAAGAAAGCGGGGCCCCAGCUGCCAUUGCCCAGAAUGUUGAGAGAACAAGGCCAUGGCAAUGCUCACCCUCAGGAGUAUCCUGGUGGCUUCCAGAACAUGAGGUUCCAUUAUGAGCGUGACCCAGAGGCAGAUAUGGUGGCAGAGAUUGGCUUGGAAGAGCUAAAUGGAUUGGAGAUGGAAGUCAUGAGAAGACAGCUGCACGUGAUCACCGGCCGGCUGCGUGCCCUGGAGGACCAGGGCGCUACCUGGCGCAACAGGGAUGCUCUGUUCUUCACCAUGCUGGUGUCGGCCUGCAUUGCCAACCUGUGGCUGUGGAUGCGCCAGUGA
Enhydra lutris kenyoni (northern sea otter) is the source of this 585-nucleotide messenger RNA. Its product is annotated as fetal and adult testis expressed 1. The record is from RefSeq and is a predicted model, not a curated record. The coding region runs from base 34 to 585 and encodes 183 amino acids. The transcript has 5 exons. Lineage: Eukaryota; Metazoa; Chordata; Mammalia; Carnivora; Mustelidae. Gene Ontology annotation, molecular function: ubiquitin protein ligase binding. Gene Ontology annotation, biological process: negative regulation of mitochondrial calcium ion concentration; negative regulation of apoptotic process. Gene Ontology annotation, cellular component: mitochondrial outer membrane; endoplasmic reticulum; mitochondria-associated endoplasmic reticulum membrane contact site.